Molecule: messenger RNA, 282 nt
Organism: Dracunculus medinensis (Guinea worm)
Lineage: Eukaryota; Metazoa; Nematoda; Chromadorea; Rhabditida; Dracunculidae
Source: the annotation of a GenBank genome assembly
AUGAUAACCGUUGAAUUUGGCAUGGAUACCGUUGGACCUGGCAUAGAUAACGAGGAAUUUUGCAUGGAUAUUGCUAAAUUUGGCAUGGGUACUGAUAUUUUGCACGACACCAUUGGAUUUGGCAUGGAUAAUGGCGGAUUCACCAUGGAUAUCGAUGGAUAUAGUGUGGAAACCAAUGGAUUUAAUAUUAAUAUUAAUAUUGAUUUAAUAUUAAUAAAUAGAUAUACCAAUAGAUAUCAUCAAAUCAAUUUUAAAUUUUCAAUAUUUUCAAUAUUUUUUUAG